Marasmius oreades (fairy-ring Marasmius) is the source of this 1805-nucleotide messenger RNA. RefSeq names its product nucleotidyltransferase (gene NCS6). The coding region runs from base 6 to 1127 and encodes 373 amino acids. The record is from RefSeq and is a predicted model, not a curated record. Gene Ontology annotation, cellular component: cytosolic tRNA wobble base thiouridylase complex; mitochondrion. Lineage: Eukaryota; Fungi; Basidiomycota; Agaricomycetes; Agaricales; Marasmiaceae. The transcript is spliced from 8 exons. Gene Ontology annotation, molecular function: tRNA binding. Gene Ontology annotation, biological process: tRNA wobble position uridine thiolation.
CGGAAAUGGCCCCCAAACUUUGCGCUCUAUGUUCGACCAACAAAGCGAUCCUGAAACGACCAAAAACUGGACAGCAAGUAUGCAAAGAUUGCUUCUUCUACGUGUUCGAAACUGAAGUUCACCAUACCAUUACCCGAGCUGGCCUUUUCAAACCGGGGGAUAAAGUUGCGAUUGGGGCUUCUGGGGGAAAGGACUCCACUGUCCUAGCACACGUUCUCAAAACUCUGAAUGAACGGUACAACUAUGGCCUCAUUCUCUUUUUGUUGUCCAUCGAUGAGGGGAUUACAGGCUACCGUGAUGAUUCGCUAGAGACGGUCAAACGCAAUCAACAACAAUACGAUAUGCCUCUUAAGAUUCUCUCAUACGACGAACUGUAUGGAUGGACAAUGGAUGCUAUCGUUUCACAGGUCGGACGGAAGAACAACUGCACAUUUUGCGGUGUAUUUCGUAGGCAGGCGUUAGAUCGAGGAGCGGCAAUGUUGAAUGUGGAUCAUAUCGUUACUGGGCACAACGCAGAUGAUAUAGCUGAGACAGUUCUGAUGAAUAUCAUGAGAGGUGAUAUUGCACGGCUAGGACGAUGUACUUCGAUCGUGACAGAAGGCGAGGACACAAUCAAACGUUCGAAGCCGUUCAAGUACGCCUAUGAAAAGGAGAUAGUCAUGUAUGCCUACUUUAAGAAGCUUGAUUACUUUUCCACGGAGUGCAUUUAUUCUCCUGAUGCCUAUCGUGGUCAUGCACGGACCUUUCUCAAAGAGCUUGAAGCUGCCCGGCCCAGUGCAAUAAUAGAUAUAAUCCACUCUGGAGAGGCUUUCGAAAUAAGGGAGGAAGUAAAAGCAGGGCAAAAAUCGCAACAAACCUGCAAGCGUUGUGGAUACAUGUCGAGUAAUGAUCUUUGUAAGGCGUGCACCCUACUGGAGGGCCUUGAGCGUGGAAUGGCAGGUUCUGGAAUCACUGAGCGCGAGAGAAAGAAACUGGAUGCCGAAGGACGUGCCCCAGAAAAUCUGCGCACGAUACCGUUCUACCGGAGGAGUACAAGAACGCCAGGACCAGAGGUUCCAAUCGUGGUGGAAGCCCAAGUUGACCCCGCUAUGAUCACGGAUCACUAUCGUCCUUAUACUGCAGAGUGAUCCAAGAAUAUCUGGUCGAUUGUGACCUACCACAUGAACACGAAGUUCCGUUCAAGAUACGUCGAGUACGGUAUCUGCACGGGAUAGAUUAGGUUCCUAUCGAAGUAGAAAACAGGAAUCCAUUCUCGAAUGAAAUUCAACGUCGAUUAUCUGCGAUUACUUUAUUCGAGGCUAGUUGGAGUUUCCAAGACUCCGACCAUGUACUAGGUUCAAUCGUGGGUAUCGAAGUCCAAUAGACACAAACGAGGCAAUAAAAAUACAGGUGGAAUUGUGAAUCAUCCUCGGUCGGAAAUCUUUUAGACCUUCAGUCGAAAUCAAACGAUUAUCCCGCUUCUUCUCGCUGAUAUUCUGAAAGUCAAGGAACACCAAAGAAAAUAAUUUUUGCGCGGAGGAUCCCCCCGAACGUUGUCAUGGGCGGAUCGGGGAAGGAAUUGCUUCGGUUCUAGACGCUUGAUGAGACAUUCGUCGGAGGAAACUUGUCGAAGAAGGUCAAUGUCAGUCUCUCAUCACUCAUACCACAUUAUCCUGUUCCCUUCCUCAGCCUAGUCUCCCCGACUGUAAAGCUGAUGCAUGCAAUCGGCUCAACCUGCCCCCAUCAUAGCUGCUUAUUAGUGGUGGCCUUGAUACAUUUUGACUUCUGUAUUGUAAUUGGUAUGUUAAACUAUUGUACAUGAGCGA